Molecule: messenger RNA, 546 nt
Organism: Telopea speciosissima
Lineage: Eukaryota; Viridiplantae; Streptophyta; Magnoliopsida; Proteales; Proteaceae
Exons: 1
Coding region: 1-546 (181 amino acids)
Source: RefSeq, a predicted model, not a curated record
AUGGAAAAAGCCUUUGACUUUCUAGGAUGUACAGAGGAACAAAGGCUUACAUGUGCCAAGUAUAAGCUUCAGUAUGAAGCAGAGGCUUGGUGGGACACUUCAAGGCCUAUCUUAGAGGCUGCCCACCCAGUCUUAACUUUGGCAAUUUUUAAGGAAGCAUUCUUUGAAAACUACUUCCCCACCAAUGUUAGGAAGAAGAAGGAGAUUGAGCUUGCAGAGUUAACACAAGGUCCAAAGUUAGUGUUGGAAUACCAACAGGAGUUCGAUGAGCUUUUCUUCUUUGCCCCUCCUCAUCUAAGCACUGAUGAAGCAAAAGCACAGAAGUUUGAGGAUGGGUUGAGGCCACAGAUUGCCACCAUCAUGACUACUCAGACAGCCCAGAGUUACUCUGAAGUAGUACAACUUGCAAAGAGAAUUGAAGACAAGCAGAGAGAUACCUAUCAGGCUAGCCAAGGGUCAGAUAAGAGAACAGUACCAUUCACAGAUAGAGGGUACAACAAGUUUUCCAAGCCCUCUUUCUAUAGUUCAGCUCCAGCUCAGUCAUAG